AUGACUCUUGAGGAUGUUACAAACAUUGAACAGGAAGCUGGAAAAUUGGCUGGCAAGCCCCAAGAAACUGUGACUAGCGUCGCAAAUGUCUCUGACCAGCCAGCCUCUUCAAGGAUAACACAGGCAGAUUUUGAAGAAUACUACAAACACUUUCUUCCGUUCAAAUCGAUCUAUGCCUGGCUAAAUCACUCACCAUUACCCAAUUUAAAAUUUGGACAUCGUGAAUUUGCCAUGGAGCAUUUCAACACCCAGUACCAACGUUAUUGCUGUUUCACCUCUUCUAACGAGUUCAAGGAUGCCAUUGUCAAGGCUUCCCCCUCGAGAUUCGAGGUUGGUGCUAUCUAUAACGAAAAUCUCAAGAACAAGAUCAAGGGCCAGAAAUCUGCAAAUUUGAAGCCAGUGGAGAAGGAGUUGAACUUCGAUAUCGAUCUGACAGACUACGACGACAUCAGAACGUGUUGUGCUAAAACAGAUAUCUGUUUGAAAUGCUGGAAAUUCAUAAAUUUGGCCGUGAACAUCAUGGAUGUUACGCUAAGAGAGGAUUUUGGGUUUGAGAACCUGAUAUGGGUGUUUUCGGGAAGAAGAGGUGUGCAUUGUUGGGUGAGCGACCCUAGAGCAAGAGUACUUGAUGAGAGCAAAAGACGGUCCAUUAUCGAGUAUGUGAUGCUUAAAAGUGGCAAGAACGGAUCUGAUAAACUCUCUUUGAGGAAACCAUACCAUCCCUUGGUUGAAAGAGCCUUGAAGAUGUGUACGAAGUCUUUUCAGGAAAUCAUCAUGGAAGACCAAGAUCCAUGGAGGGAUGACGAAAAGGCAAUCACGCAUCUUGCCAAGACUUUCCCAGAUUCCAAGCUCAAAGAUGCGCUGACCUCGAAAUGGAAGGCACAACCUGGCCGGUCCAGUUUGCAGAAAUGGAAGGAUGUGGAUGAGUUGAUUGAAAAGGGCCAGUACGUGAGCUCAAGAACCAUUGCCGGUUUGAACCAAGAUUGGAAAAGAGAGAUCAUUUUAAGCUGUCUGUAUCCAAAGUUGGAUAUCGAAGUUUCCAGACAACUCAACCAUUUGCUGAAAUCACCAUUCUGUAUCCAUCCCAAAACAGGCAACGUGUGUGUUCCUUUUGAUCCUAAAGACGGAGACUUUGAUCCUCUGAGUGGUCCAACUUUGCAGAAGCUUUUUGAGGAGAGAAGCGAGGGUCGUGAGUCCUGUUUGAAGCCCUAUGUCGAGAUAUUCGACAGGUUUGUGCAGGGUUUGAAUAAAGAGGAACUGGCGAAGAGAAAGACGGAGAAUAAAGAAAAUCUAGACUUUUAA
Kuraishia capsulata CBS 1993 is the source of this 1302-nucleotide messenger RNA. RefSeq lists its product as uncharacterized. Lineage: Eukaryota; Fungi; Ascomycota; Pichiomycetes; Pichiales; Pichiaceae. Gene Ontology annotation, cellular component: alpha DNA polymerase:primase complex. The coding region runs from base 1 to 1302 and encodes 433 amino acids. Gene Ontology annotation, biological process: DNA replication, synthesis of primer. The transcript has a single exon. The record is from RefSeq and is a predicted model, not a curated record.